UCCUCAUCAUGGAUCCUGUCUAGCAUAUUGACAGCUUUUUUCUGCACAUUUUGGAAUAGUUGUUACAGUUUUUUUUAUAUAUAUAUUAACUGGUCUUCCAGAAACGCCUUAAAAGUAAGUCGUAAAUCGCAAAUGGAUUAAUGUGGGAAAAACUUUUUUUAAUUGAUUAGGGAACACAAAGACUUCGUAAGAACACACGUUUAGUGACUGAACGUGUGAGUUACAAGUAAAGUCAGUGUUGGUUUUUUCAUAUCUCUGGGGAAGAUAUUUGAGAAGUGUAUACUUUCUGGCGACAUGGACAACCAUUCUUCCGCAAAGGAAAUCCGUUCCGAGUGGGAUUGAUGCAAAGUUAGUCUAAGGUCCUGGAAGUUUCUCACGGGAAUAUGGGAUAUUGUGAAUUUAUGAUUUGUUUGCAGCAAAGCGCAUCUCACAUGGCCUUUAUGAGUUGUAAUGCAUGUCUGCAGCAUAAUAUUCAAUCUGAGACACAGCUACUGAAACUUUUGUGACGACCGGUGGGAAACAGUGGAUACUUGUCUGAAGCAACUCUGCUGGAUCUAUUGAAUUAACAUUGGAAAUUUUCUUUCCAAUGACAUUUCCGACGUUUUCCCAAGUUUGGUUUCUUUUUGCCACAUCUUCUCUUCAUAUUAUCUACAUUUCCCAGUCAAUCACUUAACGGUCUAACGCAGAGAAGUACUUUUUGCAAUACAGGUUGUCUGUGGCUUGUGUUAGGAUGCGGGGAUGCACGGGAUUCCCGGUGGCCGUCGCGGCGGUAUUCACACUUUUGACUAUCAUUAACGUGAAUGCAAGUGGGGAAUAUUGUCACGGUUUCCACGACUCACAGGGUAAAUGGCGAGAUGGCUUCCAGUGUCCUGAGCGCUACGACAGCGCAGGAACGAUCAUCUGCUGCGGGAAAUGCGAACUCCGGUACUGCUGCUCCAGCACAGAAGCACGACUGGACCAGGGAACAUGUGAUAAUGAUAAGCAGACACAAGACACUAACACGGGGGACAAGGAUAACAAAAAAUCAGACGCGGUACCCAUCUAUGUCCCAUUCCUCAUCGUUGGCUCCGUCUUUGUGGCAUUUGUAUUGGUGGGCUCCGUAGUUGCGGUGUGCUGCUGUCGAUGCCUACGGCCCAAACACGAGCCGUCAUCGGGCGGCGGGUCUGGAGGUGGGUCCAGCAGCGCCCGUGUCCUAGAGACCAUCCCCAUGAUGGCCAGUACGGGCACAUCGCGAGGCUCCUCCUCCCGCCAGUCAAGCACCGCUACCUCCUCCAGUUCUUCAGCUCCUCCCAGCGCACCUCGCCCUGCACCCGCCCCUAUGCUACGCGCCCAGGCCUCUUGCUGCUUGCCCCCAGAUGCCAGUGUCUAUGUAAACAUGCCCACCAACUUCUCCGUACUAAACUGCCAACAAGCCACUCAGAUUCUUCCUCACCAGGGGCAGUUUUUGCAUCCACAGUACAUUGGUUUUGCCCACCCCGUUUCUCCUCCCCCUGGUUUCCUGGACCCGUCUCAGGUGGGCUACCGGCAAUUGCAGUCUCCGUACCCCCCACCCACUAGCGUGGCUAGCGUCGCCAGCAUAACUGGCGAUCAGAAGUACCCUCCAGUAACCAUGUGAGUGAGUUAGCGGAGGCUGUGAGUAUUAUGGGAUGCAGAAAUACCAUAAUAGUGGUGGUGAGCAAUCAGUUCAAAUUGGAGUCACAGGAGGAACACAAACAAUGGAUUAGUUCGGAGGAGCAAUGACGGGUCAUGCCUUGUUUGCUAGGCCUUCAGAAAACACUGCCUUCAUACACUUUAUUGUUACACUACUACACAAAUGAGACUCUCAGACUGCUACUUUGUCAAACACAAAGCUGUUUCUGUGACAUAAUGGACACAUUCAACACUUAUAAAGGAUUCAGUGCUGCCAAAAACGUGUAAUGUGCCUUGAAACGUGCUAAUGGUAAUGCACUAUGAAUGUGUGAGCCUGUAAAUGUUCGUGUUGUUGCAAAUGAAGUGUAUGUGUGUAUAUGCAGUGUAUAUUUGUGUUGUGUAACCAUACAUGUGCGUGACUGUAUAGGUGCGAUGCUUUAUGAGAUGCGGUACAUGUGAAUACGUCUGUGUGUGUGCGCGCAGUGUGUAAUGGAAAUCACAGGUGCUUUAAUGGGAAAAGCAGUUCUGGCUCCCCGAUGGAUGCUUGACGUCUAAUGAAGUGAACACAGGCAGAAACACACACACAUGCACAUAUACACACUCGCAUACCGGGGAAUUCAUUUUGUGGAACCAAACUCAUUUUCAAAGCCUUGUAGAGAAAAUACACAAAUAUGAAAGAGCUUUGAAAUAUGGUUUGGAUAGGACUGCGUGUGAAAGUGGAUUAAACUGUGUUGCUUUGUGUAUAGCUGCGAUCAGUGGUUUUCUAAAAGCGGCAGAGUAAAUUACGCACUAAAAAACUGUUUGCCAACUGUUCUCCUUCAAGUCUCUGACUCGUGAAAGAAGUGUGUGUGCGUGUGUGCACGUGCGCCACCUUUCCCAUUUUUAGCAUAAGAUACAUUUAAAGAGUACUAGAAGGUUUCAAAAGGUGACAGAUUAGCACAGUGUUUCUCAAAUCCGGUCCUCUCGACCCCCUCCACCUGAUUCAGCUCAUCAGCUUGGUGUAUUAAUUAAUAGAGGUAAACAGGUUUGUCUGACUUGCAGACCCAUCGGUGUGUGACGGCACAGUCGCGUCAGUAUGUUGAUCGCUCUGCGUGGCGCCGCAUGAAGUCAAGCAAGCCUUUUAUGGAAUAGGGCUGAUUAGUUAAAUUUGGCCUUUUUUAUUUAGAGAGACAACAAAAACAUUCUGGAAGGGGGCUCGCGUGGACUGGAGUUGAGCAACUCUGGGUUGGGAGAAAGGAAAGUUUCUGACUUUUCUUUAACAGAAGUUCAUCAGACCUUUCACCUUUUUCUUAAAGGAUUAGUUCAUUUUCUUAAAAAAAAAUCCAGAUAAUUUACUCACCACCAUGUCAUCCAAAAUGUUGAUGUCUUUCUUUGUUCAGUCGAGAAGAAAUUGUGUUUUUUGAGGAAAACAUUCCAGGAUUUUUCUAAUUUUAAUGGACUUUAAUGGACCCCAACACGUAACAGAUUUAAUGAAUUUUAAACUUGCAGUUUCAAAG
This is a messenger RNA of Paramisgurnus dabryanus, 3125 nucleotides long. It is a transcript of the gene shisa2b, whose product is annotated as shisa family member 2b. NCBI's taxonomy places the organism in Eukaryota, Metazoa, Chordata, Actinopteri, Cypriniformes, Cobitidae. The record is from RefSeq and is a predicted model, not a curated record.